Molecule: messenger RNA, 951 nt
Organism: Sitodiplosis mosellana (orange wheat blossom midge)
Lineage: Eukaryota; Metazoa; Arthropoda; Insecta; Diptera; Cecidomyiidae
Product: AF4/FMR2 family member lilli-like
Exons: 3
Coding region: 279-668 (129 amino acids)
Biological process (GO): regulation of gene expression
Cellular component (GO): nucleus; super elongation complex
Source: RefSeq, a predicted model, not a curated record
GUCAAAUGGUCGGGAACUUUAUUCUUUGAUAGUACAUGAAUGAGUCGGUGUGACAGUUGGUGUGAGCGAGACAAAGUUCGACAGCAAACAAUUUGGUCGUGUCAGUUUAAAUGUUCUUUAUCUUAAAUUGUUUACCCCUAAAGAUUUUUCAAGUGUCAUCCUAAUGAACCACUGCUAGAUUUAGGAUUUAAAAAUUUUAAAAAAGUAUACUCGUAUAUGAUAAUUUCAUUUUUUACAGUUUAAGAUGCCAAUCGUUAACAUAUUUAAAACUGUACAAAAUGAGGAGACACGAGGUUAAAGAAUGCCAAAAAACAAUAUCAGAAUAUUUAUCGAAAAGUGGCUUUUCCGAAGUGCCAAAUGGUAAUACACCGUCACCAUUGUCUCCAACAAAUUCAGUUGGUUCACAGGGUUCUGGUUCGAAUACACCGCCCUGUUCAUUAGUACCAAUUCAAGUUCAUGGUGCAUUUCAGCGACAAGAUAUGUUCUUUAACUACUUGGUUAUGUGUCAUGAUUUAUGGGAACUAGCAGAUGCAACUGUUAUCAAGGGAAAUCAUACAGAUUUCUUCAUUGGGCUUGAUCAUGAAAAUGGACCAAUAACAUUGCACAGCUCACUUAGCAAAGUGGUUAAAUAUGUUCACGCCGGUUUGCAAAAGCUAAAACAAAUGUGAAUUCGAUAAAAAAAAAAUUGACGAUUUUAUUUAGUUUGAAGUAACUAAAUCAUUUUCAAUUUUAUACGACAGAAAUUAUUACCCGCUGCUGUAAGGCAUAAGAAGUAAAACCAAAAUUUUACACAAAGGACAAAAUUAAUGGAAUAAGAAAAUAUUAUAUAUAAUGAUAAUUAGUGAAUUCUUUUUAUAUUAUUUCAUACUUAACAGUUUAUUUAUCAAAAACAACAAUCAAAGAAUAAAAAAUAAUUGUUAAACUUAUUCAAAUACAAUCCCAAAAAUAUGU